Messenger RNA from Cutaneotrichosporon oleaginosum, 1608 nucleotides. RefSeq lists its product as uncharacterized. The record is from RefSeq and is a predicted model, not a curated record. Lineage: Eukaryota; Fungi; Basidiomycota; Tremellomycetes; Trichosporonales; Trichosporonaceae.
CAUCUCUUUCACCCAACCUUGAUCUUGGCUCCAACUCACAUCACUCAACAGACGAAUGGAUGCUGGCCUCGAUGCGCGACGCGCAUGAUGACGUCGACCCAUGGGCCGACGCGGAGGAGGUCGACCUGGGCCACGACCAGCCACCAGCUCCACCUGUACGCCCAUCACAAUCUCAGCGAAAGGCCAAACCGUUCAAGACGACGCCCCUCACCUCUCUCCCCGCGAAACGCGACCUUGGAGAUGGCGAGGGGCCGCGGCGGCGCUCGUCCUACGCCGCAUCUGACGCAUCGGAGCCGUACGCUGUCGCGUCCGGCUCGGCAUACAGCGGCUCGCCAUCGAGGAGCACUUCCCACCCCCUCGAGCUUGACAUGCACCUCAAGACUCCACCAGAAAAGGGCAAGGGGCGCGCGCGCUCCUCAUCUGGCCCCUCUCCCUUAUCUCCUCUCGGAGCCUCCCUUUCCCCCCUCUCGGCGUCCACCUCGCCAUCCAUAUCCGCGUCCCGGCAGCGCGCCCCCCAAUCCCUCGCAUUAGCCGGCCUGGGAGGACUUGGAGGCAACAGCUUGAGCGACUUCCGGGAUGUUUCCCGUCCCGGCCUGGCACGCGCAACCUCUGAGACGGAACGCGCCGCUAGCGUCGGCAGCUGGUCCGCUACCAACUCUGAUUUUGGCGAGGACGACAGCGAGCUUGUGGAUGUUAUUGUGCACGCCGUCGGCGGAGGCGAAAGCCUCGCCGGCAUUGCGCUGCGGUAUGGCAUCGAGCUCUCCGUGCUCCGCAAGGCGAAUAAGCUGUGGCCGAGCGAUCCGUUGCUGCGCUCGCAGCUUUUCGUGCCCCUCGAGAGCUGCAAGGCGACCGCAGACUCAUGGAUCGAGCGGCACGAGGAGGAAGUGGUGCUUGUACGUCGCCGGAAGCGCCGAAGAGGGUCGGGAAGCGGAACGGCGUCGCCAACCAGUCCGCGCACGCUGAGCUCGGAACCCAGCACGCCGCGUGGCGAACCCCCACGUCUCCCUGAUGCACCUGGCUCGCCCCGGCGGAGCGAGGAGCCCAAGACGAGGGAAGAGCUUGAGCGAAUCCCCCUCGAGGUUGCGCGCAUCUCCGCGUCGCAGCUCAGAUUCUUCCCGCACCGGCCUAACCGCGGCCGAUCAAGCCUCGAAGAUCGACGCAUGACUACCGAUAACGCGCGCCGUCCCAGAGGCUUGUUUGCGGCGCUCACCCUCGCAGACAGCGACGACGAGUACGAGCCUCGCGCGCCGCACCGCGUUACCGUCCGCAGCGGGGCAUACGCAGAGCCGCCCACCUCGCCGAAGAAGGAGGAGCGGAAGGAGAAGCCGAAGGAGAAGAGGAAGAACAAGGUCGUGCGUCUCCGUCCGCCGGUCGCACAACCGCCUCCCCCACCGAAUGCUGGAAUCGCCAGCCGCAUCCAGAACUUCUUCUCUGUCCCUCCGCCUCCGACAAACCUCCCCGCGCCUGCCCUGCCGCCCGCAGAGCGAAGUAACGGUGAAGAGAGGGUACGGUCUCCCGAGCUUGUCGAGAUGGAUUCGGCGCCUCCGCGGCGGACGGACAAGAAGCGCGAUUAGAUAUGUAGCCAACAUGUAAAUCCAUUAUCCUGAC